AAUUAUAAAUAAAAAUAACAAUAAUAAUACUGUAAUUUUUCUAGAUCUCCCCACAAGUCUACAUCAAUGAGUGUUGUCUCAAGUGUUGCUAUAUUACUCAUGGCAAACAGAAAUGGAAUCACACUCCAACACCAAAGCUCUGUUUUAGCUGUUAAAUUCAACUGUGUAAUCUGUUUAGUGUUCUUAUUAAAUGUUCUUCACAUGAUCGUGUUUGCCUCCAUUAAUCUCUUUUCCAGACGUUUUUUACUCUUCCAAAGCAGACAAUAAAUAGACUUCAUUAUCAUUUACAAUCCCUUCUUGUGUUCCUCAAUACUCCAUUUCUAUACUAUAAAAAUCUGUACUCAUGGAGGGUUAUGCAGGUUACAGAAAGGAGAGAGAACUCAAUUCACAUUCACAUUCUAACCCAAACCCUUCUUUUUCUUCCACACUUCUUGAUGCAAUUUAUCGUUCGAUCGACGAGGGUGAAGAGAAAUUAGUAGUAAACAAAAAAACCAUGAAAAAGAAACAGAAUGAUCUUGUGGGCUUUCAGAGUGAAGAAGAAAUGGCAAAUUUUCAAAGAGCUUGCAUGAUAGAGAAGUGGAUGGAGAAAAAGGUGAGUGAAAAAGAGGUUGUUAGGAGAAAAUCCACUGCUGAUUUUGAUAGUAAAUCAAGAUACGAUAGUGGGAAUACUGGGAAUUCUUUGUACUUGAAUUCGAGUUCGAGUUCUUCGGAUUCGAGUUCCGGUGGCAGAUUUUCAUCCUCAGAAGCUGAAUCUGUUCAUGUAGUUUCAUCAAAUACUUCUUGUUAUGGCUUGCAAAAGCCUAAACCGAUUCGAACAAGCGUUACGGCUUCUGAAAAAGAAAAAAUCAGCAAGUAUGAUAAAGUGUUCGAUGACAAUACUUGUCACCAAAAACAUAAGAAUGAAGGAGGAUUUAUGAAAACGAAAUCUAAAGCUUCGAAAUUUUAUGGGGAUUUGAAAAAAUUUAAGCAGCCAAUUUCCCCCGGAGGAAGACUUGCUAGUUUUUUGAAUUCACUUUUCACUGCAGGAAAUGCUAAGAAAUCCAAGAUUUCAUUAAACGGAGCUUAUGAUGAUCAUUCUUCGACCGUAAAGUCAGCAAAUGCAUCAACAUGUUCAUCAGCCUCUUCGUUUUCGAGAUCAUGUUUAAGUAAGACUCCAUCUUCAAGGGAAAAACCGAAUAGUGGUACAAAAAGAUCGGUUAGAUUUUAUCCUGUAAGUGUAAUUGUUGAUGAAGAUUGUCAGCCAUGUGGGCACAAAUCUUUGCAUGAAGAUAAACAAAAUUUGGAGCCUACGAAAAGUAGAAUCAAAAGUUCCAUUAAUGAUGAGCUCAUGCUGCAUGUUAUGGAGAAGAAUCGCCGAGUCGAGGAGGCUGCAAGGGAUUUAUUGAGGAAUUAUCAGAAGAAAGUGGAGACUGAACUCGACCUUAGAAAAACCCUCAUCAAAAAUCAAGUUCUUGGCAAUCGAGAGCAAGAUUUAGAGGAAGAUGCGGACGAUGACGAUGAUGCAAGUUGUGCAAGUUCCGACCUUUUCGAGCUCUAUAAUCUUUCUGCCAUUGGCAUGGAGAAGUAUAGUGAAGAAUUACCAGUGUAUGAAACUACCCAUCUUGAUACAAAUCGAGCUAUUGCAAAUGGUUUGUUAUUGUAAAAAAAAAAAAAAAAAAAAUGUCUUAGAAGUAUUUGUAUUUUAUUAUCAUGUGAUUGGUUUGGGGGUUUACUAAAUCAAGAGAAAUUGUAUUUCAUUUUUGUAAUAUAGUUAAUCUUCGAAUC
Molecule: messenger RNA, 1764 nt
Organism: Olea europaea var. sylvestris
Lineage: Eukaryota; Viridiplantae; Streptophyta; Magnoliopsida; Lamiales; Oleaceae
Product: protein BIG GRAIN 1-like A
Exons: 1
Coding region: 344-1642 (432 amino acids)
Biological process (GO): auxin-activated signaling pathway
Source: RefSeq, a predicted model, not a curated record